AUGUCUACCCGGUACCACCAGGCCGCUAGUGAUAGCUACCUGGAGCUUCUCAAAGAGGCUACCAGGCGAGAUCUGAAUCUCUCCGACGACGAUGGCAUGACACCCACCCUCCUGGCAGCUUACCACGGCAACUUAGAAGCCCUGGAAAUAAUCUGCAGCAGAGGAGGGGACCCUGAUAGAUGUGACAUCUGGGGGAACACGCCUUUACACUAUGCAGCCUCCAACGGGCACGCCCACUGUGUCUCAUUCCUGAUAAAUUUUGGGGCCAAUAUCUUUGCCCUUGACAAUGACCUGCAGACUCCACUGGAUGCUGCUGCUGGCAGGGAACAGAAUCAAUGUGUUGCCCUCCUUGAUAAGGCUGCCACAUCUCAGAACAUCAUGAACCCCAAGAAAGUGACCAGGCUGAAGGAGCAAGCUCAGAAGAAUGCCAGGAAGCAGAUCAAAGAGUGUGAGAGGCUCCAGGAGAAACAUCAAAAUAAGAUGGCCCGGAAGUACAGCAAGGGGGAAUCUGGAACUUUCUCUUCUUCCCAGGGCACCUUCUCCAGCUCGUACUCUUCAAGUGCUUCUGCUUCUAAGACAUUUGGGUCAUUGUCAAAGGGCAUUAAAGACACCUUCAAGCUAAAGUUCAAGAAGAACAAAGACACAGCAGAACAAGGGGAGAAGGGCCAAAGAGGGCAGAGGAAUGUGAUGGAGGUGUUCAAAGAAGAGGAGGAUGAGGAGGAGGAAUAUUCUUUCUCAGGGGACUUUAAAGACAAGCUGCAGUUCUCAGAAGAGGAGGACAGCUACGUGCAACGUGAGUCCAUUCUCAACCGUCCAGGUUUAGGAAGUAUCAUUUUGAACAGGAACACACAGUUGAGAACAGAAGACAUCUCGGACAGCAAGGAGCUGGGACUUAAAAUACCCAGUGAAUUGCUUCAGAGGCAAGACGCAGCAGAGGCUGAUGAUGCCGAACCCGAUGAAACCAGAGAGAAAAAUGGCCAUGACGAUGAUCUGCUUUGGGAUGGAGAUGACGUGGAGUGGGAGGAAGAUGUGUCUGACGCUACACCCCUGGAAGUAUUCUUACUGUCACAGCACCUGGAUGAGUUCUUUCCCAUUUUCUUGAGAGAGCAGAUUGAUCUGGAAGCUCUGUUGCUCUGCUCUGACGAGGACCUUCAGAGCAUACAUAUGCAGCUGGGGCCCAGGAAGAAAGUUCUCAUGGCCAUAAACAGAAGAAAAGAGGUGCUACAGAACCCAGGGCAGCUGGUGGACACCAGCCUCUGAUGGAGCAUGCUGGGCCAACAGGGCUGA
Molecule: messenger RNA, 1287 nt
Organism: Elephantulus edwardii (Cape elephant shrew)
Lineage: Eukaryota; Metazoa; Chordata; Mammalia; Macroscelidea; Macroscelididae
Gene: ANKS4B
Product: ankyrin repeat and sterile alpha motif domain containing 4B
Exons: 2
Biological process (GO): brush border assembly
Molecular function (GO): protein binding
Source: RefSeq, a predicted model, not a curated record